Miscanthus lutarioriparius is the source of this 2586-nucleotide messenger RNA. NCBI's taxonomy places the organism in Eukaryota, Viridiplantae, Streptophyta, Magnoliopsida, Poales, Poaceae. The record is from the annotation of a GenBank genome assembly.
AUGGCUGCUAAAAGUCAUACUGCAAAACUGAUUGUGACUAUGGCCGUGGUGGAGGGUAGGAGCUGUCUCCCUGCAGAGGUCAGGAACGGCCUCGAGACCCUGAAGCGGAGGAGGCUCGAGAGAAUGCGUUUGAGUGCUCAGAACGAAGCGGGUGACAAUCCUGCGGUGGCUGCAAGAAGCGGUGGUGAUGCCUUGCGGAGCCCAGCUAACUGCGGGGUCAGAUUGCAUUCCAACAACAGUACAGGUUUACCUGGAAAUGUCCAGGACAAGAAUCCUUUUGCAAAGCGCAAGGUGGACAAGUUUGAUAUGUCCAACCUUGAGUGGAUAGACAAGAUACCAGAGUGCCCUGUGUAUUGUCCCACCAAGGAGGAAUUUGAGGAUCCCAUUGCUUAUAUACAGAAGAUUUCACCUGAGGCUGCUAAAUAUGGUAUUUGUAAAAUCGUCUCUCCUGUAAGUGCGUCUGUUCCUGCUGGUGUUGUGCUGAUGAAGGAACAGCCCAGUUUUAAGUUCAUGACUAGAGUUCAGCCCCUUCGUCUUGCUGAAUGGGCUGAGGAUGAUACGGUCACUUUCUUCAUGAGUGGAAGAAAGUACACCUUCCGGGACUAUGAAAAAAUGGCAAACAAAGUGUUCUCUAAGAAAUAUUCCAGCUCUAGUUGUCUCCCAGCCAGGUAUGUGGAGGAGGAGUUCUGGCGUGAAAUUGCUUUUGGGAAAAUGGAUUUCGUAGAAUAUGCUUGUGAUGUUGAUGGGAGUGCCUUCUCUUCUUCUCCUCAUGAUCAACUUGGGAAAAGCAACUGGAACCUCAAGAAUUUUUCACGGCUCCCCAGUUCUGUUCUAAGACUUCUUCAGGCACCAAUUCCAGGAGUGACAGAUCCAAUGCUUUAUAUUGGGAUGCUCUUCAGCAUGUUUGCAUGGCACGUGGAAGACCAUUAUUUGUACAGCAUCAAUUACCAUCACUGUGGGGCAUUUAAGACAUGGUAUGGGAUACCAGGCGAUGCGGCUCCUGGGUUUGAAAGGGUUGCUAGCCAGUAUGUAUAUAACAAGGAUAUUUUGAUUGGUGAUGGAGAGGAUGCAGCAUUUGAUGUCCUACUGGGGAAGACAACAAUGUUCCCUCCAAAUGUCUUGCUAGAUCACAAUGUUCCUGUCUAUAAAGCUGUACAAAGACCUGGAGAGUUUGUUAUUACUUUUCCACGUUCUUACCACGCAGGCUUCAGUCAUGGCUUCAAUUGUGGAGAAGCUGUUAAUUUUGCUAUUGGCGAUUGGUUUCCUCUUGGUUCUCUUGCUAGCAAGCGCUACGCACUUCUGAACAGAACUCCAUUGCUUGCACAUGAGGAGCUACUUUGUCAUUCUGCUGUGCUUCUCUCCCAAAAGCUGUUGAACUGUGAUCCAAAAUCCUGGGACAAGUUGGAACAUCCGAAUUCCCAGUAUUGUGUGAAAUCCUGCUUUGUGCGGUUGAUGCGAUUCCAGCGAUGUGCACGUGGCCUACUUGUUAAAAUGGGUUCUCAAAUAUGCUAUAAGCCGAAGACAUUUCCAAAUCUGUCCUGUAGCAUGUGCCGGCGUGAUUGCUAUAUCACACAUGUGUUGUGUGGAUGUAACUUUGAUCCUGUCUGCCUACAUCAUGAACAAGAACUGCGGAGCUGCCCUUGCAAGUCCAAUCGUGUUGUCUAUGUUAGAGAGGACAUACUGGAGCUAGAGGCUCUAUCAAGAAAAUUUGAGCAGGAUGUGUGCUUGUCUAAGGAAAGAAGUUGCAUUGGCUCAUUUAAGGAGGCUGAGAUCUCUGAUACUAAUGUUGAACGAGUCCCUAAUCUUGGGAUUACUCAGGAUUUUGGUAAUAGUAAAGCUGGUAGCUCAGGCUUUAUGACUGUUGAUGGGGGAAACAGUUCUGCUGCAGUAUCAAUUUUGACAUCUUCUGCGCAUCAUAAGGCACCCAAGCAUUCAGAAGCAAGGGCAAUAAAUACAUCAAUGACCAAAGGAACUUACACUGUGGAUGACAGUUCAUCCAGCAUGGAUGAUGCUUGUAAUGAACACGGUUCAUGUAAUGCUUCGGCCAUGGAAUGCAGUGAUAAUUCCGAUUCUGAGUCUGAAAUUUUCCGAGUCAAGCGCAGGUCCACCUCGUUUGACAAACCUACUUCUGAAACAAAGGCGUCAACCUUGUCUGAACAGCAGGUUCUGAGGCGGCUGAAGAAGGUACAUCCUGAAGUACAGCAGGUCAGUAAGCGUCCAGAAGAAUAUGAUAAUGGUUCAGUUCACUCUGCCCGUAUGAGCCAGAAGAGCUCAAAUCCUGCCUCUUCUGAUGAUGAAAGAGAGGACAAGGUUCCCAUUUCUUGGAGGAUAAAGCGGCGACAGAUGGAAACCCAGCACAAUGUUACAAGUCCUGGUGCGAGACUGCAGUCAUAUCCGGCUUCCAGUGGUGGUUCUCGAGAAGAGUCUGCGGAAAGAAGCAGAGAUGCUGCAGCAGAGCUCCGUCCAAAACGAGUGAAAAUCCGGCUACCUUCUAGUGCCAUUAGGCAGAUUGAGCCGCAGGGCAGUUCGGGGCAGAGAUUUGCGAGGGAGGACAAGUUGUCGCUUGGUUUUCCACGUACAUUUUAG